CGGCGCUUCUAGCUGUCAGUGCGCGGUCUGGUGACGUCCGAGAUAACUACAUACAACCUGCGUGUGUUUGGUGACAACCGCAACUAAAUUGCGAGUUACGUUCCAGCAAAGUACACUGGCUAGAACUGCUCAGAAUGCACAACUGUCGUUAGAGCGGUAUGUCAUUGGACGAACUAUGGCUGAACCAGACACUGAAUAUGACCUUGGAAGAGUACCUGAUGAUGAUGCGUGGCCCCAAGCGUCUUCCCUUGGAAGUGGUCGUACCCAUCACAGUGAUCUACUGCACGAUCUUCCUGACAGGGGUCCUCGGCAACCUGGCCAUAUGUGUGGUGAUCGCCACCAAUGCCAACAUGCACACCGCCACCAACUACUACCUGUUCAGUCUCGCGGUCUCUGACGUCACGUUGUUACUUCUUGGUCUGCCUAACGACUUGAGCGUGUUCUGGCAACAAUAUCCGUGGGUCCUAGGCGAGGCGCUGUGCAAGGUUAGGGCCCUGGUCUCAGAGAUGACUUCUUACACAUCGGUGCUGACGAUUGUUGCAUUCUCAAUGGAGAGGUACCUGGCGAUUUGUCACCCUUUGUUGUCUUACGCCAUGUCGGGACUCAGGAGGGCGGUCCGUAUCAUCGCCGUUGUCUGGCUUGUCUCCUUCAUCAGCGCACUUCCGUUUGCAGCUUUUACUAAGGUGAACUACAUUAACUACCCACCGAAUUCAAAUAUCGUAGUUGAGGAGUCGGCCUUCUGCGGGAUGUUGGAGGAAAACGUACCAAAGCACUUUCCCAUAUACGAGCUGAGUUUUGUGAUAUUCUUCUUCAUACCACUGUGCGUGAUCGUCGCUCUGUACGCCAAGAUCGGGCUACAGAUCCGCUCCAACUCCUUGGACAAGAGCGUAGACGGCACUGUACACGGAGAGACCAAAAAGUCCCAAUCCAGGAAGUCAAUAAUCAGGAUGCUGACGGCCGUGGUGAUAACGUUCUUCCUGUGCUGGGCGCCGUUCCACGCACAACGUCUGCUGUACGUGUACGGCCGUAACACGACGCACUUCUACACCAUCAACGAGUGGCUCUACUACAUAGCCGGCUGUUUCUACUACUUCUCGUCAACAGUGAACCCGGUGCUGUACAACAUCAUGUCUGCCAACUACCGCAACGCGUUCCGCGCCACCCUGUUCGGUCGCGGGCGUCACCGCGAGUAUCACUCCAGUAUACGGGAGAGCUACGUAGAGGGCCGGUGGCAGCGUACGCUCACGUGGCGCAACCAGAGUCCACCUUCGAGCCGUGAUGUGGUAGUGAUGAUUACACCGGAUAAAUGCUGUACUACCGUCACUACCAAGACUCGCCUUUGGCCCAAAACUUUGCUCAGAGUAACCAUGAGACCUCCAGAUCCACCAGAGACACAAAUAGACAUGCCCAAUAAAGUCUGUAUUCAGAUGGAGACUUGCAUUUGAAAGGUCUAUUUGCAUUUUAUCUACA
Messenger RNA from Homalodisca vitripennis (glassy-winged sharpshooter), 1470 nucleotides. Its product is annotated as neuropeptides capa receptor. The coding region runs from base 159 to 1445 and encodes 428 amino acids. NCBI's taxonomy places the organism in Eukaryota, Metazoa, Arthropoda, Insecta, Hemiptera, Cicadellidae. The transcript is spliced from 7 exons. Gene Ontology annotation, cellular component: plasma membrane. Gene Ontology annotation, biological process: neuropeptide signaling pathway. Gene Ontology annotation, molecular function: neuromedin U receptor activity. The record is from RefSeq and is a predicted model, not a curated record.